This is a messenger RNA of Funneliformis mosseae, 219 nucleotides long. NCBI's taxonomy places the organism in Eukaryota, Fungi, Glomeromycota, Glomeromycetes, Glomerales, Glomeraceae. The record is from the annotation of a GenBank genome assembly.
AUGUCGAGGCUUAACGUUAGAUUUUUUAUUUUUGCGCAUUAUCGACGUCUUAAAACGGACGUUGGACCCUUUGGAAUUGAUGGACUAUCCUUUACAAAUUUGGACUUUAAAGACUUUCUUGAUCAGUUUGCUUUAAAGCCAAAAAUUCAGAAUAGUGAAAAGGAUCACGAAGGGCCAACCUCUCUAGAACAACCAUACGAACCAAUCAUACUUGAGUAA